CCCAGUAUAAUACAUCUCCUGCAAAAAAAGUUAACCUAACCAAUACCUAAACAAAUUAAAAGGCGGCGAACCCAUAAACUUUAAAUGGUAAUUAAACCGCAAAAGUAAUUAUUUCCAGUCUCCCAAUAAAUCUGAAUUACCAUCUGGAAAAGACGUGUCUGACGGAUAUGAUAUUUUAAAUAUCGUCGAGACACCGACUGAACGUAUCUAGUUUUCUUAUGUCAUUUCAUUUGUUAAAUUAACGUGCGAAAAUUUAUAUAGUGAUCCAUUAAAAUGAUUAUUAGAUGGGGUAAACUCGUAUUAUUAGUUAUAUGUGCCUUUCGGCCUGUGACUUUGCUUCCAGAAGCUGAGCAUACCAAGGACAAUGAAGAAAAUAUAUCAAUUCAGUUUGGAACAAUGAAGAAUACUAUUAAAAUUCUCUCUGAUCAGUGGGAAAAGUGGAAUACCCUGUUUAUCACUUCAUUAGAACCAAGAAUUACGUCUACAGCCUCGACGAUAUCAAGCAUUGAUAGCAACAUUCACAAUUUACAAGAAAGGGCACACGUUUGGGAUACGUUUCAACUUCAUGUUACUGCUUGGAAUGAUCAAUUAGCUUCAAUGGAUAGAAAAAUUGACAUUCUUAAUAAGGGAAUUGAACAAUUAACAGUUCUGGAUAACAAAAUUAACAAGCUUCUCUCAGACGAUUACAAAAUGGACAAGCUGAUUAAGGUAGUGGACUCCGUUUCAGAUACAUUAAUUAACAUAGAGUCUGGAAUUAAAAUAAAACAACCAUUUUCAAAGCCUAAUAAAGGCUCCCUUUUUGAGGAAUUCGCAAUAAGAGGAAUUUUAAGUUCAUUAAAACUGGUAGAAAAGAAGGUAGAUACUCUGAUUAGUAUAAGACAAAUUAACUCAACAAAAACAGCAACCGAUCAGUUGUUGAUCAAGUGUAACUCAUUAGAAAAUUCAGUAAAUGAUAUUUCAUCUAAGGUGGAUGUUAUUUUUGAUGCCAUAUCUAGAAACAAUGAGAACAGUUAUUCUGAAGAUUACAUUAUUAAUAAAGAUCUAGAAGGAAGUGGAUAUAUACCGUCUGCUGUGCUUAACACAGUCAAAAAUAAAAAGCAAAGUAAUGAGUUGAUCACAGAAAAUAAUAACAUCCUUAACUCUCUAAAGAAACAGAUAAAAGAUCUUGAUACAAAUAUAUUAAAUAUUGAUGGCAAACUAAUCAAGUUAGUACAAGAAAAUCGGCUCAGUUUAAACCACAAUAAGGAUAUGUUUAUGUGUAAUCAAACAGCGAUACUAACUGCGAUACAGCAAAUAUCUGAUAACAUUAGUAUUAGUGAAACAAAAAAUAUCAAUCUCAUAUUAGACAGUUAUUUUCAUGAAGAUCGAACACACUGGGCUUCUGUGUUUAAUAGGUUAAACAAGGAUUGUCUAUUAACACAACAAAAAACUAUCAAUUUUGAAACCAGCACAGCGGAAAUCCCUACUACCUCAUUUUAUCCAGAUGAAACUUCAAGGACCACUUUAGGAAGUUACCAAAAUGAUCACACAAAUAAACCAUACUUUAAUGAUUUUAAUUACUCAACUCCAAGAAAGGUAGAUAAACAUUCUUGCAGUGACUUAGAUCCUGAUAGUCCCAGUGGAAUAUAUUUUUUUAACAUCAAAAAUAAUGGAUUUUCCGAAAACGAACGAUUUUUCAAUAAGCAAUAUUGUGAAACAAGAGACGACGGCCUUUGGACCGUCAUUCAACGUAGGGACAAUUAUACAAUACAACAAGAUUUUAACGUUUCAUGGCAUGAAUACAAAUUGGGUUUUGGUAACCUACAAAAAGAUUUUUGGAUUGGUAAUAACUUUCUAUCAAGGCUGUCAAGUACAGAUAAUUUAACACUGAGAAUAGAACUAGAAGAUUUUGAUAAGCACUGGGCUUGGGCUGAAUAUAAGGAGUUUAAAGUAGGAGACGAAGAAGCGCAGUUCUUACUGACUAUCAAGGGCUAUUCUGGAAAUUCAACAGAUUCGUUUUCCAGUCAUAGUGGAUCACUUUUUAGCACGUACGAUAGAAAAAAUGAUGAUGCACCAAGUUGUUGUCCCUGUUCACCCUCAUAUGGAGGAGGAUGGUGGUUUAAUAGGUGUUUUGAGUCAAAUCUUAAUGGAAUUUACUAUAGCAGACCUUUCAUAAACGAUUACUUCAGGGGUAUAAUAUGGGAACAUUGGCUGGGCAAUUACUCACUAAAAAAAUCAUUGAUGAUGGUAAAGUCAACAGGCUCAAUACAACUAUACUCAGGUCCCAACAAAGCAGUAAUCGAAGAUCCUUGAAUGAUAACAACAAUGUAAUAAUUCUUUUUAUAAUAAAAUGAUUUUUUUUUAUUAUA
This is a messenger RNA of Anthonomus grandis grandis, 2348 nucleotides long. RefSeq names its product angiopoietin-2-like. The coding region runs from base 274 to 2292 and encodes 672 amino acids. The transcript has 5 exons. The record is from RefSeq and is a predicted model, not a curated record. Lineage: Eukaryota; Metazoa; Arthropoda; Insecta; Coleoptera; Curculionidae.